Messenger RNA from Psammomys obesus (fat sand rat), 333 nucleotides. Its product is annotated as E3 ubiquitin-protein ligase TTC3-like. The record is from RefSeq and is a predicted model, not a curated record. The annotation marks the transcript as partial. Gene Ontology annotation, molecular function: ubiquitin-protein transferase activity. Lineage: Eukaryota; Metazoa; Chordata; Mammalia; Rodentia; Muridae. The transcript is spliced from 3 exons. Gene Ontology annotation, biological process: ubiquitin-dependent protein catabolic process.
GGUCAUUAUCGUUAUUGUGAUGCUCUUUCUAUGCUGGGGGAAUAUGACUGGGCCCUGCAAGCAAACAUAAAAGCUCAAAAACUCUGUAAAAGUGACCCUGAGGGAAUCACGGAUCUAAUCCAGCAGCAUGUAAAGUUGCAGAGACAAAUAGAAGACCUCCAAGGUCGGACAUCAAAUAAGAAUCCAAUUAAAGCUUUCUAUGAAAGCAGGGCUUACAUACCUAGAAACUCAUCGGCUCCUGCCUUUAGAACAUCACUUAACUUUGUGGAAACAGAAAGAGGUUACAGGAAAACUAAGUACAGAAUGGCAAAUGGUGGCCAUCAGAAUCUAAAG